Meriones unguiculatus (Mongolian gerbil) is the source of this 3533-nucleotide messenger RNA. It is a transcript of the gene Stk40, whose product is annotated as serine/threonine kinase 40. Gene Ontology annotation, molecular function: ATP binding; protein kinase activity. The record is from RefSeq and is a predicted model, not a curated record. The transcript has 11 exons. Gene Ontology annotation, biological process: protein phosphorylation. The coding region runs from base 203 to 1510 and encodes 435 amino acids. NCBI's taxonomy places the organism in Eukaryota, Metazoa, Chordata, Mammalia, Rodentia, Muridae.
UCACUUCCGUUGUCAGGUGGCGGCGCCGCAGCCAUGGAGGGAGGCGGCGGCGGCGGCUCUGGAAGCUGCGCUGGGAGGCGGCGGUGAGCGGCUCCCACGCCCCCGGCCCGGCCCCGGCCACCGGGACGGAGCACCGAGCAGCCCCGGCUCCGGGCUGCGGACUAUGGGCGAGUAGCGCUGAUCACCCGGGAAAGAACUGAGAAUGAAGCGGAGAGCAUCAGACAGAGGGGCUGGGGAAACGUCAGCCAGAGCCAAGGCUCUAGGGACUGGCAUUGCUGGAAAUAAUGCCAAGAGAGCAGGGCCGUUCAUCCUGGGUCCCCGCCUGGGCAACUCACCGGUACCGAGCAUUGUGCAGUGUUUGGCAAGGAAAGAUGGCACAGAUGACUUCUAUCAAUUGAAGAUUCUCACCCUUGAGGAGCGGGGCGAGCAAGGACUAGAGAGCCAAGAGGAGAGGCAGGGCAAGAUGCUGCUGCACACAGAGUACUCCCUGCUCUCCCUGCUGCACACACAGGACGGCGUGGUCCACCACCACGGGCUCUUCCAGGACCGAACUUGUGAAGCAGUUGAGGACACAGAGUCUGGUCGGAUGGUGAAGAAGAUGAAGAAACGCAUCUGCCUCGUCCUUGACUGCCUCUGUGCACACGACUUCAGUGACAAGACUGCCGACCUCAUCAACCUGCAGCACUACGUCAUCAAGGAGAAGAGGCUCAGUGAGCGGGAGACCGUGGUCAUUUUCUACGACGUGGUCCGAGUGGUGGAAGCCCUGCACCAGAAAAACAUCGUGCACAGAGACCUGAAGCUUGGGAACAUGGUGCUCAAUAAAAGGACCCAUCGGAUAACUAUCACCAACUUCUGCCUUGGGAAGCACCUCGUGAGCGAGGGGGACCUGCUGAAGGACCAGAGGGGGAGCCCUGCCUACAUCAGUCCUGAUGUGCUCAGUGGCCGGCCAUACCGGGGCAAGCCCAGCGACAUGUGGGCCUUGGGUGUAGUGCUCUUCACCAUGCUCUAUGGCCAGUUCCCCUUCUACGACAGCAUCCCACAGGAGCUCUUUCGCAAGAUCAAGGCUGCCGAGUACACUAUCCCCGAGGAUGGUAGGGUCUCUGAGAACACAGUGUGUCUUAUCCGGAAACUACUAGUCCUUGACCCCCAGCAACGCCUGGCUGCUGCUGAUGUCCUAGAGGCCCUCAGUGCCAUCAUUGCGUCUUGGCAGUCCUUGUCCUCUCUGAGUGGGCCUUUGCAAGUGGUUCCUGACAUCGAUGACCAAAUGAGCAACUCUGACAGCUCCCAGGAGGCAAAGGUAACAGAGGAAUGCUCCCAGUACGAGUUUGAGAACUACAUGCGACAGCAACUGCUGCUUGCUGAGGAGAAGAGCUCCAUCCACGAGGCCCGGACCUGGGUGCCCAAGCGGCAGUUCGGCAGUAUGCCACCAGUGCGACGGCUUGGCCACGACGCACAGCCCAUGACCUCCUUGGACACAGCCAUUCUGGCACAGCGUUACCUGCGGAAAUAGUGCCCUCAGCUAGGGCACUGGCCCCAGCACACCUCUCCUCAGCCCACCUGAGGCCCAGCCAUUGGCCCUGGGCUGGGGCCCAGCAGUGCUGAACUGACUCUCCUACGCUGCAAUAGGACAGGGCAGGGAUAGGGACAGCCCAGGUCACAGCCAGGGUCAACAGAGGUACCACAAAGCUACCUUUUGGGAUGAUUGCUUGAUUGUUUUUUUCAUUUGUUUUUUUUUUUUUUUUUAAUCUGAAAAUUCUAGAUACCUAAUCUGCUUUUAAUCAUGACAUUUUAAUCUACCUCUGUCUCUUUAACUCUGUCUCUGGACUGAGUGCCGGGAGGAAAGAGGGGAGCCUACACUUGCCACCCAGGCCCUAGAACAGCUGCCGCUUGGAGAGGCCAGUGCUCCCCACAGUCCAUAUAAGCUGACCAGCUCACUGCUGGCCCCCAGGAAGUGACCCUUCCCACUGUCCUCUUCCCUACCCUGCCCCCUUCCCCCGGGGCUUGCCCUCAGUCUAAGCUUUGGAACACUUUCACCUCAUUUUCCACCCAAUUCAAAUAUAUUUAUUUUUUUACUGAACCCAACUUCUCUCUCAUCUCUAGGUUCAGCCCGUGGCCACUCUCUGCCCCCAGCCUGGCUGAACACCAGGGCUCACAUCUGUGUGUAGGUUCCCUUCUUGCCCCAGGCACCUAGGAACUCUCUUGCCAGUUCUCUGCUCUCAACCUGCCAGGCCCUCUCUCUCUAGACUUGGCUCUUUGUCUGUCUCAGUAGCUUCUCUGAGGUGCUGCACAUUCGCAUUAGCCCUGCCUCUUCCAUCCUUCAUGUGGUACCCAGGUAGCAUGGACAUAGAGUGAAGGGACCUGUGGCCAGCUUUGGAGAAUGCUCUGGGCCCGCUGAGGACAGGCCAGAUGUGCUUAGAGAGCCUCCCACCCUGCCUCAGACAUGGUAUCUCUCCCAGUAGACCCUGGGCAGAUGUCUGCUUGGGGGUGGAAGGCGUGGAGGGAAAUCUGUAGGGACGGGGGACCUGCCUGCCUGGCUUGAGAACAGCCCUGCUACCCUUUUUGAGCCGAAAAUUUUGAAGUGGAUGCCCGUCUUGCCAGAAAUGCUGUUCUCUCCAGAAUUCCCCUCCCUGCACUGGACUUGGCGCACCCAGUACCAAGCAAAGACCCAACUCCAGAGGCCUAUACCCUGUGUACUGUCAGAGAGGGCCACGUCCUCUGGCAGCCCCAGACCCUUCCUGCCUCUUGCUCUCCAAUGGGGAGACCAUGUUCCCUAGAGUGUGAGCUGCCCCUCCCCCCCUAAAAAGCUGACUCACUGUGAGUGACCUUGGGCAAGUUCCCAAACCUCCUUGUGCCUCAGUUUCCCCAUCUGGAAAAAAUGGGGCCACCUCUUGCCAGCAGUAGCAGGGCCGCCCAUGUCCCUCCCUCUCCAUGCCCCCUAUCUAGCCCUGGGCGCCUGUGCCUCUGUUUUGAUGGGUCUGUGGGAGCCCACCUGAGCCCAGCAGUUACUCCCCUAGUGCCCAGCUCUGCCUCUAGUUCAGCCAUCUGGCCACUGAGAGUCAGGGCAUGGUGCUGGGAGGGAGGGCUCUUUUCUAUAUUUAUUUGAUAAUGAAAAGUCUCCCAAGGGAGCAGAAAUGCAGUCAGCUUGGGCUCCUGGCCCAUGACUGCCCUCCAGUGAGGCUCUGAGGCCUGGCUAGGGCCCUCCUGGGCAGAGCCCCUGCCUAGCCCCUCAGGCCUGCUUCCGCGUGCCCUCCUUUUAAAAGCAAUACCUUCAGGUCUGCAGAGCCCAUCAGACAGCCUGGUUCCUUCCGAGGUCAACCCUGGGUCUGGCAAUGCAGAUGAGAGGAGGUUGGGCCUGCCCUCACUGGUGUCACACACUGAGAAGUCCUAUUGUAAAGAAAAAAACAAAAACAAAACAAAAAAAAAAAAAAAAAAAGGAAAAAGUCACAAAAAAGUUUGUAUAAAGACGUAUUUUUGUACUACAUGGGGACUCUUCCUGCAUGUCAGCAAUAAAACUUCCUGAUCUGGAGCCACCA